Messenger RNA from Insectozyma verbasci, 1662 nucleotides. The record is from the annotation of a GenBank genome assembly. Lineage: Eukaryota; Fungi; Ascomycota; Pichiomycetes; Serinales; Debaryomycetaceae.
AUGUCUCAAAGUUCAUCAAAUACAGAGCAUGUUAAUGAUUUGGAAGAAAAAUAUGAGCAAGAACAAGAUUUAGAUCAAAAAGUAAAACAAGAUAUUGAUCAACAUCCGAAAUUGGAGAAGAAACCAUGGACUGCUUAUAUUGGUAUAAGUAUAAUGUGUGUUUUGAUCGCUUUUGGUGGUUUCGUUUUUGGUUUUGAUACUGGUACAAUUUCCGGGUUUAUUAAUAUGACUGAUUUUAAACGUAGAUUUGGUCAAAGACAUUCAGAUGGAACUUAUUAUUUUUCAAAUGUUAGAACUGGUUUAAUUGUUGGUAUUUUCAAUGCUGCUUGUGCUGUUGGUGCUAUUUUCCUUUCCAAAAUUGCUGAUACGUCAGGUAGAAGAAUUGCAAUUUGUGCAGCGAUGGUUGUUUAUGUUGUUGGUAUAAUUGUUCAAAUUGCUUCUCAACAUGCAUGGUAUCAAAUUAUGAUUGGUAGAAUCUUUUCUGGUUUAGGUGUUGGUAUUUUAUCAGUUGUUUGUCCUUUGUUUAUUUCAGAAGUUUCACCAAAACAUUUAAGAGGUACUUUAGUUUGUUGUUUUCAAUUGAUGAUCACCCUUGGUAUCUUCUUAGGUUAUUGUACUACUUAUGGUUGUAAAAAUUCAUAUUCAGAUUCAAGACAAUGGAGAAUUCCUUUAGGUUUAUGUUUUGCUUGGGCUUUAUUAUUAGUUGGUGGUAUGGUUAGAAUGCCAGAAUCUCCAAGAUAUUUAAUUGGUAAAGAUAGAAUUGAAGAUGCUAAAUCAUCAUUAGCUAAAUCAAAUAAAGUUUCAGAAGAUGAUCCAGGUAUAUAUAGAGAAUUAAGAUUAAUGCAAGCUGGUGUUGAAAGAGAAAGAUUAGCUGGCAAAGCUGGUUGGAAGUCUUUGAUUACUGGUAAACCAAGAAUCUUUGAAAGAGUCUUUGUUGGUGCAAUGAUUCAAGCUUUACAACAAUUAACAGGAGAUAAUUAUUUUUUCUAUUAUUCAACUACCAUUUUCCAAGCUGUUGGAUUAAAUGAUUCUUUUGAAACUUCAAUUGUUAUUGGUGUUAUUAAUUUUGCAUCUACAUUUGUAGGUAUCUACGCUAUUGAAAAAUUAGGUAGAAGAGUGUGUUUGUUAAUUGGUUCAGUUGCUAUGUCAUGUUGUUUCUUGAUGUAUGCUUUGAUUGGUACACAACAUUUAUAUAUUAAUGAAGUUGGUGGUCCAACAAGACACCCAGAUGGUGAUGCUAUGAUUUUUGUUACAUCAUUAUAUAUUUUCUUCUUUGCUUCUACAUGGGCUGGUGGUUGUUAUUCAAUUGUUUCAGAAUUAUAUCCAUUAAAAGUUAAAUCAAAAGCAAUGGGUGUUGCUUCAUCAGCAAAUUGGAUUUUUGGUUUCUUAAUUUCAUUUUUCACAUCUUUUAUUACAGAUGCUAUUCACUUUUAUUACGGUUUCGUAUUUAUGGGUUGUUUAAUUUUUUCAAUAUUUUUUGUUUAUUUUAUGGUUUAUGAAACAAAAGGAUUAGGUUUGGAGGAAGUUGAUGAAUUAUAUCAAAGUGGUAUACCAGCAUGGAAAUCACCAAACUGGGCACCACCAUCAGAAGAAGAAAUGGCUACAUUUACAGGUUAUGCUGGUUAUCAUAAACCAGAACAGUCUAAUGAAGAAAAUGUAUAG